Messenger RNA from Neoarius graeffei (lesser salmon catfish), 3361 nucleotides. It is a transcript of the gene fam110c, whose product is annotated as family with sequence similarity 110 member C. The record is from RefSeq and is a predicted model, not a curated record. The coding region runs from base 159 to 1079 and encodes 306 amino acids. The transcript is spliced from 2 exons. NCBI's taxonomy places the organism in Eukaryota, Metazoa, Chordata, Actinopteri, Siluriformes, Ariidae.
GAGAGGUGAAGAGCAGUAACGUGUAGGAACAGGAGCGACUCUCCCGGUACAAAUUCCACACAUUUCUUACUGACUGAAGAAACCGAAUCGGUUUUAUCGCUUUGAACUCGUUUGUAGGGCUCUGUGUGUGUGUGUGUGUGUAAGGUGAGAUCUGCACGAUGCUGGAAGCGUCCCGGAUUCUGGAGAAGGGCCCCGAGUACCUGAGGAAGCAGAUGGAGCUGGAGCGCGAGGACAACGGGCGCGCGAGCGCAGCGGAGAGGCUCGCGGCCACCAAGCCCAACUACGUGAAGAGCCCACAGGUGACGGGUUCACCUCCCGCCCCGGAGCCGGUUACCGGCGCAGAGUCCACCGAGCACAGCGCACCGGCUUCCGGGACACCUGCUUCGGAACAGGAAGAGAAGCCCGUGCAGUGCGGCUCCAGGAAGCGACCGGACUCCGUCUUACUGUACAGACAGAAGCGCGAGCUGCAGAGAGGCUCACCGCGCGCCAACUUCCGGCGGAAACGGACCCUGCUGAAAUCUCUGCGGGAGAGAAACAGCGCGGGCGCUCCGGUCCCCGCGGGGCAGAGCCCGGAAAGCUCGUCCGGGUCGGAGGAGGACCAUCAAGAUAAAGAUCAUGAGGAAGAUCACGGUAACGGCCCGGUGCGGCGGCGCGUGAACGCGGCGCGGAAAGACAUCGAAGGUGGAGGGUUCGAGUCGGAGCGCGCGAGGAAGGGCGUGUCGCGCUCGCACUCCGACAUCAGCUCGCGCUACUCGAAAAACUUCGCCGAUUUCGAUGCGUUUUUUCAAUACUGCGGCCUCGACAGCGACGUCGUGGAGUCCCUGGGCAAAGAGAACUUCAGCACGCGCUCGGAUGAGCGGCACCUUUUCUAUGCAAAGAUCCGGAGCAUAAGCGUGGCUAUGUCAGACGAUGAGAUUUCGCACACCAGCGGUGACAUUCAUGGGCUCCAAGAGGAAGAAGUGAAAGAGACGCGCCACCAGGGUUCUUCUGUUAUAGAGCGCAACGCUCGAGUGAUCAAGUGGCUGUACAGCUGCAGGAACGCAAGUCAGUCUGGGAAAACACUCCGAGAUCUGGAUUAGUCACAAAAUCCUGAACACCUCUGAACACUAAUACCAGGUGUUGAUGCAACAUCUGAUGUGUCAAGAACUUGAGAUGUGUCAUAGAACAUCUUCAGCUCCACCUUAAAAUAUUUCUGUAUGGCUUGUCAAUACUUUAAGGUGUUUGUUUACCUGUCAGAGAACUUUAGCAACCAUUCGAACCAAUGUGGCGAAAUCUUCAGUGCGAAAAUGCUGAGACGUCGUCAUGCUAACAGCAUCAAUGAGAAACAGCACCCCUCCAUACCCUUAUUUUCUUUUCGUUUGCAAAACCAAGGUUUAUCAGUUCAUAGAUCACGGAUAAAUGUUGCAUUUGCAUAUGGAUAAUGUUGAAGUUUUAACUUGUAAAUUCCCCACCUACAACCAGUAAAAACCACAGAAAACAUCCCCUCAACUUCCAAUUCUGACUUGUUGAAUUGGUGCCAUCUUCUCAACUACCACUUCCCUCCCCGUUUAAUAAAGCGAGGUCAACUCAACAUGGCCGCUCAGUGUUAAGUGCCCAUUCUUUACUUUUACAUUAUUUUGUAGCAGUAUAGGGUUUAGAUUGGUGAAUAUAAAGGCACAGUACUUGAUUAAAUCUAUAGCACUGUCCAUAGUAAUCACUGUUUUGAGACAGUAAUCAUCUACAUUAGCAUUAUCACUCAUAUACCUAAUGUUAGCUGGUUAGCUUGUUGCUAAAUGCUACUCAGUAUUUUCCACUGGCCAGCUUGUUGCUUGUUCGGUUUUGAUCUGUCUGUACUGAAUGAGUUUGAAUUGAUAAAGUAUGAUCUAGGAAUGUCGACCUCUGCUGCCUAAGAGAUUCUGCCUCACGGAUCGAUUCGGGAGCAAACAGUCACUGACACAGGAACAGCUGCUCAGAGAUGUUUCUCAGUUUAUUGUAGGACAAACAUGAGGAUAUAUUCAUAUUCAAGAGUGUGUUGUAGCUCUGUGAUUGGAUGAUGAUGAUGAUGAUGAUUGAAUUGAUGAAGCUAAGUUAUCUAUGUAUAACAUAAAUGAGUGAUGAAGCAUUACAUCACUGCUUUAGACUACACUACUGUAUGAAAGAAGAGAGACAUUAUGUAUCAUUACAUCACCCAUCAGGAUCAUAGUCUUAUGAAAGAAGAAAGACAUUACUGGUCAACAUCACCUUCAUGAAGCAGAGAGCAGAAUGUGUGAGCGAAGAUAAACCUCAAGGAUUUAACUAACCAAAACAAGUAACAAUCAGGACUGCCUGUACCAGUUCUCAAGCAUGCCAAACAAAUAUUUUUAUCAUCGCUAAAUGCUAUUUGCUAUUUUCCACUUGCUAGCUUGUUGCCAAAUGCUACUCAUUAUUGUCCACUGGCUAACUUGUUGCUAAAUGCUAUUCACUAUUGUCCACUGAAUAACUUGUUGCUAAAUGCUACUCACUAUUUUCCACUUGCUAGCUUGUUGCUAAAUGCUACUCACUAUUUUCCACUUGCUAGCUUGUUACCAAAUGCUACUCAUUAUUGUCCACUGAGUAACUUGUUGCUAAAUGCUAUUCACUAUUGUCCACUGGCUAGCUUGUUGCUAAAUACUGCUCACUAUUUGCCACUUGCUAGCUUGUUGCUAAAAUGCUACUUGCUAUUGUCCACAGGUUAGCUUGUUGCUAAUCUACCUGCUACUGUCUGAUGUUGUUGCUGUGCUGCAAUUUCAGUCCAAAAUGUUGUUUAAAUGUUUGAAGUUCACGAUAGUAGAUCAACACCAAUAGCAUCUCAGGCCUGUAAGUGUAAAGGUGCAGUUAAAGUAGGAGAGAAAACAAAAUACAUACUUUUAUGGAGACCUCCAUGUUUUCGUUUUUACCCACUUUAUGCAUUAAACAACCUGAGGUGAGAAAUAACGUUAUAACAACUUACACAUUACCACUUAUAAAGCACCACAAAUGCAACAAAUAUCAAUCUGCUAGCAGGUGUGAAAGUGAAUUUUUUGGGUGUCUUCCAGGUAAAAAAAAAAUCACAAAUUCUAUGACUAAACCCUACCUCUGCUGGUAAUGUAACACAUAUUUUGUAAUAGAGACAUCGAUUAUUUUUAAGAAGCUUCAGGAAAAACACCACUCGUCUGUUACUUGGAGAUCAACCCUCAUUAUUACUCCAGUGCUUUGUGUUUCAUCUUUUUCAGUAGCCUGGGCCCGCCCAUCCUAAGUGUGACGCAACACGGGGGGAUGCUCGCAGAGCUUUGAAGUUGCGUUAGCCAGACUACUUUUUCAGUAUUGUUGUUGUUGUUGUUUUUUAAUGGACCCUGACCAUAAAAAUAUCUUAAUUUAUCAGAAA